Gadus morhua (Atlantic cod) is the source of this 8559-nucleotide messenger RNA. It is a transcript of the gene cep162, whose product is annotated as centrosomal protein 162. The coding region runs from base 226 to 4857 and encodes 1543 amino acids. The record is from RefSeq and is a predicted model, not a curated record. The transcript has 30 exons. Gene Ontology annotation, biological process: cilium assembly. Lineage: Eukaryota; Metazoa; Chordata; Actinopteri; Gadiformes; Gadidae. Gene Ontology annotation, cellular component: centriolar satellite; centriole; axonemal microtubule.
AUCAAUGUUGUUAUCCCGGCUUAUGUCGCGGGAACUGUAACUAUACACACAUUUUACAAUAAAGCGCUAUUGAGCCUUCUUUUCUAAUGAAUUGGGGAGUUUUGUUUUCGUGCAACAUAACCCGAAUUACAUCCAACUACUGAAUGAUAAUCGUCUGGUCGAUCCUGGUCGACUAGUGACUGUGACUGGCGAGGUAGCUAGCUUUGUCCUUCAGGAAGCAUACAGAUGGCGUCUCAUCGAAUGACCAAUGAGGAGCUUGACGAACAGUUUGAGCAGUUCUUGAAGGAGUCUUUUUCAGAUGAGUCUGGAGAUGUGGGUGGAUCUGCUAAGAGGACCAGUGUUCUGGAUAGCCUGGGGAAGACCAGUAGCCAGAGGCCAGCCAAGAAAGCUGCCAUUAGCUCCCGGCCGUGGUGGCAAGAUGAGGACUAUGAUGAUAACGCUGGAGGAACUGGGAGAGGAAAUACAUUUGGCAAGGGUAGAUUUAUAAAGGUCAAAAAGCCAGGGGCUGAAAACACUGAGGAUGACGACAAGCCAGGCCUACCGCAACAGGCGGUCAGCCCAGAGCCCCCUUAUAAGCCCAUCCCCAAACCGCGCAACACCAAAGCUGUAAUGCAGAAACCCAAGCAGGAGGCUCCUCAAAGGGAGUCCUGGCGUUCAGACGGAGACUCCAGAUCUGGUAGUCAGGGGAGCGUCACACAAACAAGAAGCUCCCAUAGCCCACCAGGAGAUGCUUCUCCCAAUAAGUUGAGCUCUUGCGAUGAAACGCUACCGGACAGGGAAAGCGAAUCCCAAUGCAGCGAUGAAGAUGGGUCAUCCAGGAGAUCAUUCCAGAAGUCUUCCAGGAAAUCCCAGCCAAUCAGAGAGGAGGAGGAAGAAGAGUUUCUAGGUCAAAUGGCCUUCAGCGACGAGGAGCGCCAACAAGGUGUGCCCAGCAGGGUUAGACAAGAGCCUGAGGACUCAAUGCUGGCAUCGGGGCCUGACCUGACCCCAGGAGGGCCGGGCUUGGAGACCCUGGAGGAGGAGGAAGAGAAGGCCCGCUUCUUUGCACGGCUGGAGGCGGGGGCCUCGUCCACCCUGGACUACUCCCGCCUCAACAGAGACCUGGACUCCCCGAGAUCCACCCCCGCCCAGAGCCUUAGGAAACCAGAGGAGGCCGGGGAGGGAUCUGAGGAGGAUGAAAAGCCAGCCACUGAAGGGAUCUCUCAAGCGUGUGCAGACUCCCCCGACUACAGUGAUAACUUUGAAGAAGACGAGAAAGAGAAGGAGCCUGUAGAGACGAUGCCACCAAUAUCUUCCUUGGAUGUCAAAGGAUCUCUCUACGAUUCUCUUGACUCUAACGACAGAAGGACCCCGUCCACGCAGCUACGAGGGAAGGACCCGGCCUUCUCGUCGGACAAAGGUCAGUCUUAUGGACAGAGCUGUGGUAGUGAGAUGGAGGCUCUCCAAGAGGCCUACAGACAGAUAAGCGAUGCUCCGGGCGUCCCGGAGGAUAGGGUAGACGGCCGGCGCAGCAGACCCUCUACCUCUGCCUCCCCCCUGGAACAGUCCCGGGGAGACCUCCUCCCAGCCUCUACCAACGGGUCGGAGCUGCCCACCGCUGAAGAGCUGAUGAGGCCGAUCCGACCGGAGACAAGCGACUACAUCCGAGGCUUCCCCCUCAAGCCCAGCAGCCGCUCAGGGACGGGCCUGGACCUGAGGCCUGGCAGCGCUGAGCCGAGGCACGCGGGCGUGAAGUCGGGCCCUGUGGCAGAGCCGUGGCGAGAACGGGGGUCCUCCGGGUCCCUGUCCCCAGACACCCCUCUCCGCAGGCAGCCGCUGAGCAUCAGAGAGGAGGUGGAGCGGCUGAUGGAAGACCAGGACCGGGAACACCACAGCCAGAGUCCCAUCCCAUCCACACAGGCCAGCAGAGCUAAGCAGAAGCCCCGUGGUGGCACCGCCGGCCGGCCCUCUCUGUCGUCCACCAGGAAGUCAACGGUAACCUCCGCCCUGCGGGGUUCCAAGGCCAAGGAGGAGGGCCGCUCCGCCAUGGCCUGCAGGUUCUCCAGACCCAACAGGCCCACGGUCAAGGGGAAAGCGUCUCCGCCUCCCACCCAGAGGAAGCCAGUCGCUCGGGUGCAACACAGCCCCCCGCCAAUCAAGGGAAUCCCUGAGAACGCAGGUCUUCAGGUGAGCGGCGACCUGGUCGCGUCCGUCCAGUCCUUCGCCGCCUUCCUCCAACAGCAGGUCGGCCCCGCUGGACCGCAGGUCGCCACGGCUACCUGGGAUGUCAACGCUCGCAGAGACGUGGCCACAGGAGUCAAGGGGCUUUCAGACAGCAAUGUUGAGGAGGGCUCUAUGGUCCAGGGACUUGCCCACAAGGAAAUAGACCACCUGUCCCACAAGCAGAUAGACCAUCCUUCCCAGAAGGAGAGAGACCUUGCCCAGAGGGAGAGAGACCUGGCCCAGAGGGAGAGAGACCUUCACCUGAGACUGGAGGAGGUGGAGAUGCAGCACAGGGAAGACCUCGGUGCUGUCAAACAGGAGAACUAUGUUCUGCAGAGCAAGCUGCGCAAGGCCGAGUCCAGCCAGGGGGGCCAGCGGUGGGGUGAGGCUGCAGACCCGAUGACCAUGGACAGGCUCCAACUCCUGGAGAAGGAAGUGCAGCAGCAAGAGACCAUCAUCCAGGGGUACCACAAGGAAAACGAAAAGCUUUGCUGGGAGAUGAAGGCCCAGCAGACUAGGAGUAGAGCCACAGAAGAGGCCAUGUUUGCAGAGAACCAGAGGUUGCUGAACGAGCUACGGCUUGCAAAAGAGCAGCUGAAGAACAUGCCAGGGACGCCACUGAAUGCCUGCCCAAUGGAGCACACCCAGCGCAUCACAGAGCUCCUGACUCACAUGGAGGUUAUUCAGAAGAGCGAAGCCAAGUGGUCAGAGGAGAGCCGCAGCCUCCGGCAGCAGAAGCAGGCCCUGGAGGUGGACCUCCAGCUGAUGAAGAAGGAGAGAGACCUGCUGAAGGCCCAGGUUCUCUCAUCCUCAGGUGACCCCGGCGCUGUGCUGGGCGUGCGGGGGGACGGCCACAGAGAGGAGGUGGCCGUGCUGCAGAAGAAGCUCCACUGGUACGCUGAGAACCAGCAGCUCCUGGACCGCGAUGCCGCCCGGCUGAGGGCCGCCAGCGACGAGACCCGGCAGCUCAAGGAUCAGUUAGAAAACCUAAAGAUAGAGGUGAGGAAAAGCAGCAGUCAGCAACACACCAAGGCCAAGGAGAAGACCGGAGACGCUAAAAAGAUCCAGGCCUUGGAGCGACAGGUCAAGGUAAUGGAGGACCUCCUGCGACGGCGCCAGCCCAACUCCCUCCCCGCCCUGAUCUACGCCGCCGCCUCAGCGAGCGGCCCGGGCGGCGAAGACCCCACGACGACCGCCACGCCCACUCUGGUCACCGGCCUAUUGGAGCGCAAGGUGGAGCGUCUGGAGGCGGAGCUGGACGGUCAUAAGGAGGAGGCCAAGCGGGGCCUGCGAGCCAUGGAGCAACAGUUCCAGAGGAUCAAGCUCAACUAUGAGCAGCAGAUCUCCGAGCUGGAGCAGAAGCUGGUCCAGAGGCAGAACCCGGAGGGGGCGGCCCCCCCGCCCUGCCCCUCCUCCGGGGGCGGCGAGCAGCAGGGUGUGACGGAGGCGCAGCGCAGCGUGGAGCUGGCCCUGCAGGAACAGAUCCAGUCACUCCAACAGCAGCUCUCCAGAAAGGCCCCGCCCCCGGAGCCAGAGCGGGCCCCGCCCCCGGAGCCAGAGCGGGCCCCGCCCCCGGAGCCAGAGCGGGCCCGGCGCAGCCCGUCCCGCCACCAGGUCCAGAGCGAGGCGGCCUUCGGGGCCCGCAUCGAGCGGCUCACGCAGGAGCUGGCGGCGAAGACCCGCUCGGUGCAGGAGCUGAGCCGCACCGUGGAGCGCCUGCAGAGGGAGAGGAAGGGCCUGCUGUCGGGCUCCUGGUCCCGAGAGGCGCGCCCGGCCAACGCCAACGCCGCCGCCAGACCCAGGGCCGCGGCGUCCGGCGAUGCCCGGGUGGGCGGGGCCGGCGUAGGCGGAGGGGGAGACGAGGCGGGUGCGGGGGAGGUGGAGGAGAGGUUCCCGGCCGCGCAGUACGAGAAGACGUACCGGCCCGACGCCUUCGCCGGCAGCCACAUCACGGAGGUGCUGGAGGAGAACCAGGCUCUGCGAGAGCAGCUGGGGAGGCUGGAGGAGCGGCCCGACGCAGGGGAGCCCCACGGAGCCCUGGCCCAGGCCCGGGAGGAGCUCUGCAGGCUGAAGGAGAGCACGGCGGAGCAGCUCUCCUCCCUGGUGGCUCAGCAGCGUCUGGAGAUGGACCAGCUCCGGGCCGGCCACGCCCAGGACCACUCCUCAUCCCGGGUGGCCCAGCUCUCCAACAGGCUCAACACCCAGGAGAUCGUGGUGCAGCAUUUGAAAGAGCAGUUGAAAGACUUUAAGGCAACCAAGGACACACUGGCGGUGUCCAAAAUACGAGAGGAAACGCUGCAAACUCAGCUAACCAGGCUGCUGGAAGAGCUGAGGCAGGCCAGAGAGGCCCACAGCCCCGAGCUGAGGCACCUCCACGGCCUGGAGGCCAAGAUUUGCAGCAUGGAGCUCAGACACACCCAGCGGGAGGACCAGCUGAAGCAGCUCAUAUGCCAGACCAGGCAGGUGGUGGAGUCAGAGCAGCACUCGGAGGUGGAGCGCUGGAAGGGUCUGGCCCAGGGGAGGAGCAGGGAGGUGGAGGCCUUCCGCCUGGAGCUGGACUCCAUCCUGGACGUCCUGCGGGAGCUGCGCAGGCAAGGGGUGGUGUUCCCCAGCCCGGAAUCCCACCUCCACACCCCCUUCACCUGGAAGAGCUGAUGACUCGCACACAUACAGAGCCACACGUUUCACAAUCGCAUUCAUGGUUGUUACAGUUUCACAAAGACUUGCUCAAAAUCCUACCGAGGUCAUCCUAACCACAUUUAUCCCUAAACAGCAGUAACAGUGCCUGUGUGUGUGAUUCAUGAUUUUACAAUCAUGGAUGAGUUUUAUGACUCACACUACUUGGAAACGUCCUUCAUCUGUGUGUGUGCCUUUGUGUCUGGAACAUUUUCUAAUAUUUCUUGACAACUUCAAUACAAAUUGAAGUAUAUAAAAUACUUUAGUAUUUAUUUUAUUUACUGAAACGCCAAUAAAAUAUGUCCUUCAAAUGGUGUUUUUUUUUUUGCAUGAGUUCAACUAGUUUGUAUCCAAUGAUGUGAAUUUAUUGAAGAUUUUUCGACAAUUUCUGUUGCCUGGUUUACAGUGCUCUACACCCUUGGAGCAUCAAAGGUUUUGUAGAGUAGUAUGUGUCGUCCGGAUCCGUCGUCGUCGUCGUCGUUGCCCCCCCUCCCCCCGCGCUAAAAGGGUCCCCUCGCAAACGCGCUCCUAUCCAUCAUGUGCGUGUAUCCUAGUAGCAGCAGCCUAGGGAAGGGGUGUCGGGAUUAUAACGAUGCAUGCUUUCCAUAAAUCCCCUCACUCUACUCCAUCUCCGUGAACUGGCUCGACUUGUUUUUGUUUUCCACUCUUUGUAAGGAUGAGUGACUCUAAUCGUUUGAACGGGACCGUAAGAUCGCUGGACCCGGGCUAUGAGUGGAGAUAUGAGUACUACGACUACGAGGAUCCUGUGUCUUUUGAGGGGCUUGCAGCGCAUCGGUGUAAGUAGGAACCAACACGCCCGGUUUGGUGUGCGCUGGAGAUUUGUGCUUGUUUUAACACACGAUGCUUAUUCAAUGUUUAAUGCGUUUCAUCUUGGGUGUGACUGUGAUCACUAGUGUGUGUCGGAAAACUUUCGUUGUUUGAUCAGUUUAUUUCAGGGGGGUUUAGGUAGACUCCCUUAUGGAGGCUUUUCCUCCAUGAGGGAGCCUGCAUUCAGCAGGCUUCAUGAGAGCCUGGUCAAGCUCCUUACUUAGCUCUACUCCAGAACUUCUAACUCUUUGGAUGUUAUAUGUUAUAAUAAUAAUAAUAAUAAUAAUAAUAAUAAUAAUAUUAGAGACAAUACAAUUUUAAUUAAACUGAUUUUUGUCCCAAACUACAUUACUUAUACUAUUAGCAGAUGAUUUUGUCCAAAGCAACUUCAAAAAAGUGCAUUCACAAUGAAGAUAUAACCCAAAAAGUGAAAGAAUAAAAAAAAAAAAAAGCGUUUAGUGCUUCAAUAUUGAAAAUAAAUAAAUAAUAAUGUAUAUAUAUAUAGUGGGAAUUAAUUUAAUUCCCACCACGAAAGAUGUACAGGUCUGUGCAUUAAAAGUGGAAUUAUACUACUCUUUUAUGUUGAUUAGGCUAAUGAUUAUAGUGAGUAGCUACUUCACUUUUGAUACUUAAACAUAAUUGUGUAGGCUAUAUUGAGUACUUCAAUACAUUGGAAUCGUUGUUAAUGCAUAAUGUUAACAACUUUAACAAAGCACCUGUUUUUGCGUCUUAACCCUGUGUAUUUGUUGCCCUUUAGCUAUCGAAAUGUUUGCCCCUUUGUCACAUAGGGGUCUGUUUUCCAUACAGACUCUAUUGUGAUUGUCUUCUGGGUUGGCCUGGCUGUUUUUGUCAUCUUUAUGUUCUUUGUUCUGACUCUGCUGGCUAAGACCCGAGCUCCACAUCCUGAGUGAGUACCCUCACAGCACCCAUCACUUCCCAACCGUAAUUCAUGAAAUUCUGAACACAGCAUGCCUCAGUCACAAGUGCCCCUUCUACAAUGAAAGAAAAAUCCAUUUAAAUUUCAACAUAUUUUUGAGAAAAGUUUUAGUCUGGCGACGAACAAAGCCGUGACUCUCUGAAUCACAAGACACGCGUUUCCUCAACUUUUGUCAGUGUCUCACAUCUGUACUCCUGUCAUCACAGGGAGCGUAGAGGCCAAUCAUCCUAUUUGGCAUUAUUUGCUAAAAGUAAAAAUUGCACUCACAUACAUAUAUUUCACUCAACUGGAAGACAAUGAGCUGACAAUUACCGAUGAUGAAACUGAUGAUCCCUCUUUUGUGUUUGCAUAGAAGCAGAGAAGCUGUAGUGACGCGCAGAGCACAUCUGCCUGGCUGCAUGGAGCAGCUGAACCUAAACGUGCUCCAACACAAUGCGCCCUUCACCUCCGAGCCAACCCUGCAGGACACCUCCCGCUCUCUCCUCCCCUGUCUGGUUCAUGAGGAGGAGAGAGGCAGACCGGGAAGCUCCGCGACCACAGGACCCUGUGGCCCCGGAGCUGGAGCAGCUAACAGGGACCUCAGGGUCGGACUGAUGGGUGGCCGGGGAGCCGCGUGCGAUGGACCCCCAGACCUGUCCUCGGGCCCUGCAGCAGCCUUAGGUACUGGUGUGUUGACCAGAGAGACCCCGGAGAACUUUGAUAUUCCGAACGUUGUGCACUAGGUUUGGAGAGUGCAACCCGAGCUUUGAUAUGGACAGGUGUCGCGAGGGGACGAUGGAGCUGCCAAUCAUCUUGGAAGGGAGGGGUCAAGGGCGUGGCAGGCAAUGUUUGGCCCGGGAUCCCUCCCUCAGAAUCAACUACUUCAUUACGUUUAGCUCAAAACCUAUUACUGUUUGGUUCUGGUCCACCUCACUAGCCCAUAGCACUAGUUCCCAGAUCACCGCAAUAGCCCAUAGCACUAGUUGACGUGUGCGUCUAACAAUCAUAGUGCUUGACAUGUGUUUGCUACAAAAGCUGAAUGUUAAUUGGUAUUGACCACUCAUAACAUGCAUUUUUAUGUUUGGCCUUUGUAUUUCCUCAGUGAGUAAUACUUUCAUGAUUUAUGGAUGAAUAGUAAAAUCCUUUGACUUUUCAGUCUUGAAUAGCCGGCAAUAGUGAUGUUACGUGCUAACCUCCGUUUGUGACUGUGUGAGAAUGAAGGAUAUAUCGGAUUGAAGGAAAGAUAGACACAAGGUGGUUUUUAGACACAACUCCGGUGUUAUUAUUAUUCUGCUGUGGGAUUGCUCAAAUGUACAAUGGUUUUCACGUGGAAGAGAUACAGGCAAUAAGGGGACAACAUAUUACCCCUGCCUUUCCUACAGAAAAUACAGUAUUAAAUAAAAUGCUUAUACAUGUCAUAUACCACGCACUUUCACACAUCCUAAAAACUGUAUUGCAACUCAUUCAGGAUAAAUAUGGAACAUUUCUAUCUUGUGCCAUAGAAGAGAAUGGCCACAAUAUAUAGAAAAUAACAACAGUAAACGACCACAGCACUGCAUGUCAAAGGCAAUCCCCAUAGCAACAGAACCGUUCCAAUGCUUAGCUGAAAAAGACAGUGGCUUUGGAAACGCUCAUUGCAGAGGCAGUAAUGGGUUUUGACUUUGGUUUGGGGAAGAAUAAGAUUGUUCUGGUCUGGUUUAAACAUUUUAUCAUUUUACGUGAAUUGAACAGUUCAGAGAAACUAUACAUUGCUCAUUUUAAAACCUGUUAUGUCAUUUGGCAAAGUACGUAACAAUAUGUUAAAGGAGGAUGGAACAAAAGCAUAUGUGGUACAUAUGUGCUUGCAUGUAUUGCCUUUGACACUCAUGGCAAGAGUCGUGGUAAUGACCAUGAACUAUUCUUAAAAUCCUUACUCAAAGCCGCCAACAAUAGGGAAA